AAAGUCAACACCAUUCAAGUCAAUUAUUAUCGUCUAGUAUAUAUUGAACGUUGAAUAUAUUAUAUUCAGUAGAGAACGAAAAAAUCAUCAUGAAGCAAUUUUUAAUCACGUUUUUUUGUAUUUUUGUUGUUUUUCAAUUAACUGAUGCGUAUGCACAAUUCGAAAUCAGAGAUGGAAAUUGUUUAAAUGCAGUGGGAGCAGAUUUGGUUUUUCAAAAACACGUUCACAAAAGUAGAUUAUUCAUAGCAGCGAGAUCGGCUACUGCCGAAUAUUUUGGAGACAAAAAAAUCUACUGCAUUCAAGUAUUGAGUCAAAAGGAAGCUGAAAAAGGAUCGACAGUUGAAAUCAAAGAUGGCGGCAUUAAUCACAAUUUCGUCAAAUUUGAAUUUCAUUCGACAAAAAAUCAUGGUUUAGAAUAUAAUAUAAAUGUAUACGCGAAAUAUUUUUAAUAAAAAAUUGAUGUUUUAA
Molecule: messenger RNA, 468 nt
Organism: Diorhabda carinulata
Lineage: Eukaryota; Metazoa; Arthropoda; Insecta; Coleoptera; Chrysomelidae
Exons: 2
Coding region: 90-449 (119 amino acids)
Source: RefSeq, a predicted model, not a curated record